UACACUGACAAUAACUCUAUCAAGUCAGCCACGAUAUAUUGCACUCAAUGCAGCAGUAGCUGAGGAUUUUUUCUCUUUGACGCAACACAAGUGAUUUGCACAUAUUUUAAUUUGGCCUCCUUAUUGGUAUUUUUUUUUACCACUUGUAUGCACAUUAUUGUGACAGUAUUAAUGUUUUUUUAUUCAUUUGUGACUGAAUUUCUUCAGUGACAAUACACUAAAGGCUGAGAAGUAAGAAGCAGAGUGAACUAGAAUACAACAGAGGCCAGUAAAAUGCAGGAUUAUGAGGCAUCCAUCUCAUUUCUUGGGACGUGGGGCCGGUUUCAGAUGAAAGUCUUCUUUUUGCUGUGUGUCACCUGUCUUCCUGCCGGGUACAACAUCCUGUCUGUCAUCUUUCUGCUGGCUACCCCCCCACACCAGUGUUACAUCCCAGCACACAGGAACCUGAGCCAGGACUGGAUGCAGGCCAGCAUCCCACUGCAGGUGGCCGGGCAGCUGGAAAGAAGCAGUUGUAGCCGGUAUGAGCUGGACCUGGUGCAAAACCUGUCUGAGCUGGGAAUCAGACCCAACCUAGGCCAGAUCUACAACUAUUCUGCACUCGGAGCAAGCGCAGGGGUCAUGCUGUCCAGCCUGAAGCAGGAGGAGUGCAAAGAUGGAUGGAUCUACAGCACAGAGCACUACGAGUCGACUGUAGUCACUGAGUUUAACCUUGUGUGUGGCAACCGGUGGAAACAGCUACUGACCUCUCUCAUCUACUUUCUGGGAGGACUUUGUGGCUGUUUCCUCUCUGGACAGCUAUCUGACCGGUUUGGCAGGAAGCCUGUUCUCUUUGGUGCGAUUGCCACACUUAGUAUCUUCAGCCUUGCUUUGAAAUUUGCUCAGUCCUGGGCCGUCUUCGCUGUGCUUUUCUUCAUGGUUGGCAUGGGUCAGCUCACCAGCUACAUAGUUCUGUUUGUAUUGGGUUCAGAGAUCCUCGCUGGCUCAUCUAGAGUUCUCUACGCCAGCAUGUGUUUACCUUUCAUGUAUGUAUUUGGUAUGAUGCUGCUUCCUGCUACUGCCUACUUGCUCAGAAACUGGAAACACCUGUCGCUGUUAAUGGCCCUGCCUGGGCUGGCCAGCCUCCCCCUCUGGUGGCUGAUUCCAGAGUCUCCUCGCUGGCUAGUGUCUAAAGGCCGUUUGCAAGAAGCAGAACGCUUGUUAAGGUCAGCGGCUCUGGAGAACGGAGUGGAAGCUCCUCCUGUUAUCUUCCUCUCUGCAAAUGUUCAACAGUCUGAUAGCAAGAAGGCUGAGACCCUCAAUUUCCUGGACCUCCUAAAGGCCAAAAGCAUUCGAAGUGUCACACUCAUACUUUGGUUUCUCUGGCUUUCUACACAUGUGACCUAUUCUGGGUUGUCAUUCAAUAUGUCUACACUCUAUGGCAACCCCUUCCUGAAUUACUUCUUGCUGUCAGCUGUUGAGCUACCAGCAUACACUGUCAGCUGGCUAAGUGCAUGCAGGCUUUCCCGCCGCCUGUCUUUUAUCAGCUUCUCCCUGCUGGGGGCGCUAGCACUCUUCCUCAUCCAGGUCACUCUGCACAGCCAUCCAGCUCUCACCCUGUUCCUGGUGCUGCUGGGUAAAUUUGGUGUUCUGGUUGGCACGGGCAUUUUGUACAUGUUCACUGGAGAGCUCUCUCCCACAGUCAUCAGAAAUACAGUGAUGUCAUCCUGUGCCAUGCUCUCCAGAGUGGGAUCCUCUAUUUCCCCAUACCUACUGCAGCUGGCUGUGUUCUACGAGUUCCUGCCGUGGAUGCUUGUGGGUUCUCUCUCACUUGUCAGUGUCGUGCUCUGCUUUUUUCUUCCGGAGACCUUUAGAGAGCCGCUUCCCGACACCAUCGAUCAGAUGCAAGCAAUUCAGAGAUUCAGGUGGCCAUGUGCCUUCAAGCCACCCCAGAAGGAUGACAUGAAAUCAGCUAAAGACCAAACGUCUCUGCCUGAGAUCAUCUGUUCAACGCGCUUUUAAGACUCGGACACAGAAAUGAAUGAAGCUGCCUUCACCAACGCUACCACCAACAACAGAAUGUGAAACAAAAGACCUUAGUCCAUUCUGACAAGAUGGUUGUACUGUUUUCUGUCUCCAUCAUCUUCAAAGACUGUGAGAGAAACCGUAGAAUCUCCAGCAAUAUAGCAGCUUCUCUCUCCACAUUACAGAGCAAGGGGAGCUAAUACACAAUGAGUGUAAUUUUUUUACCUUUUAAAAGCAAAGGGGGGAAAAGUUUACCACGAUGAAGGUCUAGUUUAGCGUUUUUCCCUCCAUCGUUUAAAACACCCGUGCCUUUGAGAUAAACGUUAUUGUCAGUCAUAUGAAUGUGAAUGUGUUUAAGAAAUAAAGAUCAGAAAAUAUACAUUUCAGAUGAAGAUUUUUGUUGCUAGAUUGCAAUUUUUUGGUUCAGUCCUUGGUUCAGUCCAGCAGGACAUAUUAUCAGAAAAUGACAUUAAAAACUGCUCAGACACAAAUAGCAAUUAGCCACUGGGUAUGCACUCACCAGCCACUUUGUUAGGUACACCUGUUCAAUUGUGCGUUAAUGCAAAUAUCUAAUCAUCCAGUGAUAAGACACCAACUCAGUGCAUUUAAGCAUGUAUACAUGGUCAAGACGGUCUUCUGACAUUCAGACUGAGCUUCAGAACGGGGAAGAAAGGUGAUUAAAGUGACUUUGAAUCUGGUGUGUUGACUAGCUGGUCUGAGUAUUUCAGAAAUUUCUAUUGUAGGUUCUCUGCCUUACAACAUAAAGACCUUUGAGUUGGCUCCUAUUUAAAUUAAACUGAAUUGAACAGUAAUUGCUGAUUUACUGGGAUUUUCCUGCACCACCAUCUCUUGGGCUUCUAGAAAAUGGUCCAAAAGAGAGAAAAUAUCCAGUCAGCAGCAGUUCUCAGGGUGAAAAUACCGUGUUGCUGCCAGAAGUCAGAAAAGAAUAGCCAGGCUGCUUUGGGCUGAUAGGAAGGCAACAGUAAAUCACUUGUUACAACAGGGGUGUGCACAAAAAUCACAUUGAACCUUGAAGCAGAUGGACUACAGCAGCAGAAAACCUGAACAAGUUCCAUUCCUGUGAGCUGAACGUAAACGUAUCUUCUGAAUCCCAAAACAUUUAGAAGAUUGGGCUAGAAUUUGGAGUAAACAACGUGACAGCAAAGACCCAUCCUGUCUUAUCUGAAUGGUUCAGGCUUGGUAAUUCCAAAUAAGUGGGUUCAAAUGGGAACUUUAAACUGUAACAUUUGUGCAGUAAUUUAGAUGAAUCAUCUUCACUCCUCUUUCUUAUGUUUUGGCAAAACAAAGUACCAAGAAUAGAGCUUUUGCACAGCAGUUUUGACACUUCAUAUGUUUAAUUACAUUACUUUAGGCUCUGCAUAGAUCAGAACUGUCAUUCAAGUCAACUGUAAGGCCAAACUGUUCAGCAUCAGCUUCUAAACUAUAACAUAUCUGCAACUGAUGACAUGAACUGUACUACAGCACAGCUCCAUCUGUCCUCAGUGGCAGCCACAGCCACCAAAUUGAAAUAACCCGGCAUGUAUUCUUUAAUAGAAACAUGUUCCUGGUAUCAUAGAAACUCCACAACACCACAAAUCAACAAACAUUUACACAGAGACUCAAGACUUUACCCUUCCUCUUUUAAUAUGUAAUAAGUGAAAUGUGAAUGCACCUGCUGUACGUGUUUUGUUCAGUUUUAAUGAGUAACAGCAGUCACUUCAGCUUCUUAUUUAACGACUCCGCAGCAACUCAAAUCAAUGAACUUUCACACAGUUUCACAUAAUGGUUAAUUCAGAAGUUUGUUCUUCAUUGUUCUCACAUGUUUCCAUGUGUUUGAAACUGUGUAUUGUCUUUUAAAACAUAAGGGACAAAGAGAAAAUUAAGGAUUCAAAUUGUUUUGACUACAAAACAGGACUUUAUCCUUCCUCUUUCAAUAUGUGAAACAUACAUUCACCUGUUUUCUUUGGUUUUAACUUGUUCUACAUGUUUUUCUUUUUUUUUUUUUUAACUUAUUCAGUUUCAAGGUUCUUUAUCAAACUUUGUGUGGAAACUUGUUCCUCUUAAAAAAUGUUUAACCCACAAAUAAAGACUCCAUGACAACUCAGAUCAAUGACCGUUUUAUACAGUUUCACAUAAUGAUUAGUUUAGGAGUUCCACAUCAGUUUAUCCGGGUUUCUGUGUGUUUGAAACUUUUUAACUAACAUCCUUCAAAACAUAAGAGCAAAGUGAUCUUAUGUUUAUUUAUCUAAAAUGCUUUUGGAUAAAUAAGUUUGCCCUUUAAUAUGUAAAUCAUAAAGCCAGCUGUUUUUAUGUUGUCCUUUAACAUGCUUUACAUGUUUUUUAUAAUGAGUAACAAGAGUCCUUUCCUGCCUUUGCAAUCACCACAGUAAGAGCUGAAUUUUUGGGCUACCUGGCAAAAAAAACAUUGACUUAAAAAAAAAAAAUCUAGCCUCAAACUGGAUAAAACCUUCUCAAAUUUCAAGGAAGCGCACUUGUGGGCUCCUAUAUGGGGGCUCCAUUUUCCACCUCCAAAGGCUACCACUCUGUACACGGAUGAUUCUCUGAAUGCGGUGCCCUUCAAAUCCUCCAAACAUACUUCAAAGAUUCUCAGUUGCAGGAAACCUCAAAAUGCAUUUUAAAGCCAUCAAUCGGUAAAAACAAGCGCUUUCUCACUGUAAGAUAAAUAUAAAAAUAAAUUCAAUAAAUUUCUUUAAUUUGGAAAGAAAUUAAAGAAACUUAAUUUAACUGAACGUCAGAUCUAUACGAAAUUUAAUAACCACUGAAAUUUUAGUGCUACUGUAUUAUUAUGCAUAUUGUUUAACUCCACUAUAAAAUUCCAGUAUUUGCAUACCUCCAAUUUGCUUUCAACUCUGUUAAGCCCUACCAUUUACCCCCCCCCCCAGCCAAAUAAUGUCACAAGAUUUUUGACAUGAGCACAGAGGAAGUGACAACACCCUGCAAAAAAGUCAGCAAAAGCAGAUGCCACUCUAUUAUCGUACCCAUAUCUUAAGUUUUCUAUUGCCAGGCUGAGUUGAUCCGUCUUAACGCUGCAACUGUUUUCACAGGACUCUUUGCAGUUCUGUGAAAAACCAAGCAAAACCUUAAACUGUUACAAAGGAGUUAAGAGUGUAAGCAGCAGCCAAGUGCAGCUAACAAAACACACUUGAUUAACUGAUCAUAAGCAAAUGUAAAAACCCCUGUAACAACAGAAGUUUUGGCAGUUUGCUGCCAAAACGUUGUUGCAAUACUUUAUAGUCCUCAGUCAGAAUUUGAAAUAUUAAAGUCAUGAGAUUCAAAGUAGAAAAAGACAGAGUAUGACUUGUUUGGAAGGGUUUCCAUUAGAAAGCUACUUCUUAGACCUCUGGAAUAAUGUCCUGUGGAGUGACGAGACCAAAGUAGAGAUGUUUAGUCCUAAAGCACACAUCAAUGCAUAGUUUUGAGACAACACAAAGGUCGAGGUUAGAUGAAGUUAGGAUGACUUGCUUUGGCAGUCAAACAAAGCAGCUUAAAAAUAAAGGAAAAGUGAUGUUGUUGGGUUUUUGCUGAAGAACUAAGAACUCAGCUCCGUUCAGAGUGCUCAGAGUUUGAAAAUGUUUGGAGGAGCUAUUCUCCCAUCUGCUCAAGGACCUUCCAGCUCUUCUUCUUUCAGCUGCUCACUUUAGGAGUCCCCACAGCAGAUCAUGUACCUCCCCCUGUUCCUAUCAUCGUCUUCUGUCACACCAUCCACUUCACUUCUCUUGCAUGAAUUUUGUCCAAUAUAUCCACUCUUCCCCCAUGUCCAAACCACGGCAACCUUGCCUCUCUUCAAAACCGUUCA
Molecule: messenger RNA, 5818 nt
Organism: Maylandia zebra (zebra mbuna)
Lineage: Eukaryota; Metazoa; Chordata; Actinopteri; Cichliformes; Cichlidae
Product: solute carrier family 22 member 4
Biological process (GO): transmembrane transport
Cellular component (GO): membrane
Molecular function (GO): transmembrane transporter activity
Source: RefSeq, a predicted model, not a curated record